Acaulospora morrowiae is the source of this 852-nucleotide messenger RNA. Lineage: Eukaryota; Fungi; Glomeromycota; Glomeromycetes; Diversisporales; Acaulosporaceae. The record is from the annotation of a GenBank genome assembly.
AUAAUUGAUCAAAGCAUGAUAAACAUUAUCGCCGUUCUAAUAUUGGAAUAUGGAUCGGGCGUAUUUGGAAUUUUGCAAUUAAAUGAGUCCGAGGCAAUACUCAGAAGCAUAACGGAUAACUGUGCAGGGCUUACGUUUGAUACCCAGCCCAGCACAAAUGAGAUCCUACACAUCAUCGUCAUAUUCUUCUUCGCUAUUCUCUUCUCUGUGCUGACCUACCCAUUGUUCCGGAAAUAUGAAUGGUCGAUAUACGAAAAGAUUAGCAUUGACGAAGAUUUGAGAAAGGCAUAUAGGGCUAGACUGAUAUUUACCACGUGUUUAAAAAAUGUGGCGAUGUUCGCUUUCUUGUACAUUUUCCUCUCCCUGGGUGCGAUUCUACCCCUGGUCAAAGAUUCUUCUAUGUUAUCGAAAGUAUUUUUUUCGAUAAAUCUCUUGAUGCAAGCGAUUACCCUCGCACUUGUGCCACUCGCAUUUUAUGGGGCUUCCGAAGAAUCGAAAUCGGCAAUGAUAAGUUUCAUGAUUUUUGGGGUUUUCGUGUUUGCAAAUUACGGAUACCUGCUUGGUGCGAACGGAGGAAUUGCAGUCUCCAGUGGUUUUGUGUUUUGGUUAUGGUUUACGAUCAUAUUCUUGAUAUUGUUUGUGGUGACCUUUGUGACUUCGAUCUUUACAUUCAGAAACUUUGGUGAAGGAUUAAAGCCAGCAGGUAGGAAUGAACGAUUUAAAGGCCUUGGAGAAAUUAGUGACGGGAUUCCUAUGGUUGAAGAACUAAAAGAGCGUGAACACAAUGAUUUACUCUUGCAUAAAAGAAUUGAAGACCUUGAAAGUAGAGAUGAAAUAUGGCUGCCUGAAUAA